Molecule: messenger RNA, 3490 nt
Organism: Penicillium crustosum
Lineage: Eukaryota; Fungi; Ascomycota; Eurotiomycetes; Eurotiales; Aspergillaceae
Product: involucrin repeat protein
Exons: 3
Coding region: 1-3372 (1123 amino acids)
Source: RefSeq, a predicted model, not a curated record
AUGAAUAUCAGUAUGCGCUCCAGCCAGUCCUCCUACGGGGACCCGCGAUAUCUCUCAACCAUGACCGCCUCCGAUGCUCCAGCUCCGGUGCCGCCGCACGGAAAGACACUCGUGGACGGGUAUCGGGAUGCCCUGGACCCCCAACAUGAGGAGCGGUCGCGAUACAACCCACUCAACACGACUCACCCGCGAAGCUCAGCUCUCCUGAAUGCCAACGACCCCGUGGCCAUGUACCUGUUGACCGAGACCGCCAUAGGGGAUAGCACGAACUAUGAAGUCUUAUCCUUUGAGGAGGUGGAAGAACUCAAGAAGGAAGUUACAUUACUGUCCACUCGCAUUCAAGGCACGAAGCGGAAACUGGCACUCGAAACGAAACUACGUGACGCGGCGCAGUCCCUCGGUAGACUCUACAGCCCGCCCAGCCCGCGGAGCAGCGGCGAAUACGGUGCCAAUGGCGGAUCAGCCUCGAACCGGAUGAGCCGGGGUAUAUUUGGUCGCAGUGGGGCUUCUGAGGCCCUCGAUAAGAGUGACUCUGAACUUGCAGUCAGCCAGCGGCGAUGUGAGGAGUUGGCGCAGGAACUCUGGAAACUCGAGAAGAGGUCCCAGAAGAUCACCCAGCGCUUGCUGGAGCACACUGCGGGUGUUUUGCAGAUGACACACAAGGGUCUGAAGAAGGGUCCUAAGAACCCUACCACUUCGGAUAGCACAUAUGAUGAUCAGAAAUUCGACGACCGCAGUCUGUACCGGACAACUGAGCAUUUGGAUAACUUUGGCGUGAAUGGGAAGAUCGAGAACAAUGCGGCUGCCGCAAUGAAUACCGAGGCUAUGCAGGCUACCGAACGACGAUUGGAGGAACUGAGCGAACGCAUGCAUGAUAUGAUGAUACAGUCCAACCCCGGUGAAUUCAUCGAUCCUCCCCCGCAGCUGUCAGGGGGUGGAGGGCCCGUCAAUCCCAUGUCAACGGUCGACGCUCAUUUGGCCUAUAUCGAGAGUAGUAUGAAUAAUAUCGUCUUGCAUACGGGACAAGUUCCUGCUCCCACGGCUGCUCGCAGUAUUGCACCUGAAGCCGAGGACGCAUGGAAGCACCAACUCACCGAAAUCAACAACCAGGUGCAAACCAUCGUUGAUCGGUUUGGUUUGACCCGUUCACCGACCUUGCCCCCGCCCCCUGAUGCGUCUCACGGCGAUGGGCUAGAAGAACAACUCUCAUACCUUCAGACUGGUGUAGAUGGCCUGGAGAGCCGAGUGGAUGGAGUGCUUGAGCAAAAGAGUAUUCUCACCACCCAAAUCCAGCAGCAGCGCGAGCUCAACUCCAAGUCGGAUGCCGAACGCGAUGCCCAUAUCGGCGACCUGACGGAGCAGUUGACUCAGGUUCGCAAAGACCUUGAGGUAUCCGAGCGUGACGGAAAUGCCAAUCGCGAGGAGCUGGCUCUUGUCAUGGGACAGCUCAACGCAAUGCGCCAAAAUGGCACUUCCCAGGAAGAAGCCAAGGCGACUCUGGUUCAGGCCGAAGGCGAAGUCGCGCGUCUGCAAAGCGUUGUUACCUCGUUGCACAGCGAAGCUGAUGUCAGAGCCCACGAAGUCAGCGAAGCCCGGGAUGCCCAGGAUCAAGCAGAGGCCGAGGUUAAACGCCUGCAACAAUACAUCGACGAUCUGCAGAGAGACAACGAUGCCAAAGCUGAGGAAGUCAGUGAUGCCCGUGACCGCGCAGAAGGUGAGGUCAAGCGCUUAGAGGUUCUCGUAACAUCAUUGCAAAAUGACACCGACGCUAAGAGCGAAGAGGCCAGAGAGGCCCGCGAGCAUGCGGAAGAUGAAGUGAAGCGUCUCCAGGUGGUCAUUACAUCUUUGCAGGACGAUAACGACGCUAAGAGUGAAGAGCUUAGAGAAGCCAGAGAGACACACGGCCAUGCGGAAGAAGAGGUCAAGCGCCUAGGGGUCGUCAUCGCAUCAUUGCACAAUGACCACGACGCCAAGAGUGAAGAGGUCAGAGAGGCCCGCGACCAUGCGGAAGAUGAAGUGAAGCGUCUACAGGCCAUCAUUACAUCGUUGCAGAACGAUAACGACGCCAAGAGCGAAGAGGUCAGAGAGGCCAUAGAGGCCCGCGGCCGCGCGGAAGACGAAGUCAAGCGUCUCCAAUCCGUUAUUGAGACUUUGCAAACCGACGCCGAUGCUAAGAGUGAAGAGCUUAGAGAGGCCAGAGAGGCCCACGAGCAUGCGGAAGACGAAGUGAAGCGUCUCCAGGUGGUCAUAACCUCGCUGCAGAAUGAUACAGACGCUAAGAGCGAAGAGGCCAGGGAGGCUCGCGAUCAUGCGGAAGACGAAGUGAGGCGCCUAGGGGUCGUCAUUGCGUCAAUGCAAACUGAUACCAACGCCAAGAGCGAAGAGGCCAGAGAGGCCAUAGAGGCCCGCGGCCGUGCGGAAGACGAAGUCAAGCGUCUUCAAUCCGUUAUUGAGACUUUGCAAAACGAUGCCGAUGCUAGAGGCGAGGACGUCAAGGAAGCCCGGGACCGCGCGGAGAAUGAAGUCCAACGCCUGCAGAGCGUCGUUGAAACGCUGCAGAACGAUAGCGAUUCCAGGUCCGAGGAAGUUAGGGGUGCUCGUGACCGCGCAGAGCAAGAGGUGGCUCAACUCGAAGCCGCUAUCCAACAAAUCCGGAUUCAAUCCGAUGCCCGGAUCAAGGAAGCGGAUGAUCAGCGCGCGCAGUCGGACCACAAUGUCACUCGCCUGCAAAAUGAGUUGACUGAACUUGAAGGCGAGAUUGUGCGGGUCACAACUGAACUGACAAUGGCCAAGGCAGAGCUGGAUGGUGCCUAUGGUACCCGAGCCGAACGCGCGGCAGAGGUGGCUUCCAACCCUAGCGUCCAAAGGGAGAACGAUGCUCUGGUUACUCGAAACAUCGAGCUCACUGAAGAACUGGCCGCUCUGAAGAGCCAGCGAGGAGGUGGUGACCUUCAGCAGCGGGCGGAUACUCUUGAGAGAGAACUUCGUGAGACAAUCGAUGACUACGAAGCCAUGACGAAGGCCAGCAUCGAGUUUGAGAAGGAACGCGAGCGCUUCGAAAUUUUCAUUGACAGUCUUCGGGAUCGUUGUGAGCAACUCGAGACACAACUAGCGGAAGAACGUAUCAGCUGGAUGAACUUGAGUAGUCCCACAUCUGUUGGCCGCGAUGGCACUUCUGAGACGACAUCUACUAUGGUGCUCAAGAAUGAGUUCAAGAAGAUGAUGCGUGACACGCGCAACGAGAACAUGAAGAUACUGAGGGCCGAACAAGAAGAGCGUCGCAGAAUUGAAGGAUUGCUGCGAGCCCUAAGAAAGGAGCACGCCCAGGUGACUGGCAAGCCAAUGCCCAGCCCAGGUGGCACUCCAUUAUGAUCAUGACAUUCAACGUUUUCGGGUUUAGAGCGCAUAUUCAUUCAAUGGUGUACAUAUAGACUGUUUUGUAUAAUAUUUCUUUUUGGCUUGAUCUCGGCAGGCACGAUGAGGGUUGAGG